UCUGCUCAACGUCGACUCGGUCGACGUGCAGGAUUCAUCAUGGGGGACCAUUCAGACCCUGAUACAAUACUGUCGGCCAUAUUCCACGGCCUUCAAAGCAGCAACCCAGAGACUCGCGCUAAAAGCGCGUAUGACCUUCGCAACCAGGUGUUGAGUGCAGUGACAGAAUCAUCCCCAGACGUUGCUGGUGCCGUCUGGGACACGGUUAAUCAGGGUCUAUUUGACCUAAUGCACCGUCAGAAUACAGAAGGGAAGCUGGGUGGAUUGUUAGCCAUGAACUACCUUCUUGAGAUAGAGGGUGAAGAAACGCUCGACUCCCGACGCAACUUGUACCGCUUCUACAAUUAUGUCAAGCACCUUCUACCAGACCCAGACGUUAACUUGAUGUUACUGGCGUCUCAAACUCUUGGAAAAAUCGUAUUUGCAGCUUCCAAGACCGCCACCAGUCAUGUGCCUUCGGCGGGAGGUGCAUUCAACGAGUCCUUCAUGGACCAUCAAGUGCCUGCUGCUAUCAAUCUUAUUCAGCAACAAGACUCUCCUCGUUAUGCCGGUGUCCUUAUCCUCAAGGAGCUUGCUAUAAACAGUCCCACAUACUUCUAUGCUCACAUUGGUAUGGUCUUCGAAAACAUCCUGGCACCCUUGCGCGACCAGCGGCUUGUAGUCCGAGAAGCGGCAGCAGAGUUACUUUCAGCCUGCCUUGAAAUCGUCAUUGAUCGCGAGCGCACAAGUCCUUACCUCUACCAAGUCCUCAAGGAUGCCGAAGACGGAUGUCUCAUAGGACAGCCCGAAGUUGUUCAUGCCUCGCUUUUGGCUUAUCGCGCGUUGUUCAUCCACGGAGGCAUGUUCAUGAGAGAUGUUUUCACAACGGCUGUGGAAAAAAUCCUCCACUUUCGCGCCGACAGAGACCCACUCAUUCGCAAGCUGGUUCUGACCAUCAUCCCAUCGCUCGCAUCUUAUGACACACAAACCUUCAGCGACCUUUACCUUAAAAAGACGAUGGCCCAUUUGUUGGAUGUGUUGGAUAGACCUGUUGACCGGGCUAAUGCUUUUAUCGCGAUUGGUCAUACCGCGGGCGUUGUGAAAAGUGAAAUGAAGCCCUUCUUGGAUAAUACGAUGGAUCGUAUCAUGCAAGGUUUGCAAGCGCCGAAGAAGCGGUUUGGAGACACCUACACUCCAAUUUUCCAUUGUAUCGCCAUGUUGGCGGCUGCGGUUGGCCCCGCCCUAAAUAAAUGGCUCCCGGAUGUGCUCGAGUUGAUGUUCAAAUGUGGAUUGAGCGAAAGUCUGAAGGAUGCAUUGGUCGCUGUGUCCACCAACAUUCCGCCUUUCUUGAAGUUCAUUCAAGACCGUCUGCUAGAUCUUCUUUCCGUGAUUCUGAGUGGAAAACAUUAUAAACCUGUUGGUGCACCUCUUCCAGCGCGCAAGUCGGAAAGUCUUGAGCAACCGCUCACUGCAACAGAGACCUCUAAUGACAAGGAUCCUCGACAAAUACGACUGGCGCUCAGUACUUUGGGCACAUUCGAUUUCAGCGGCCACAUUUUGAACGAGUUCGUUCGCAGCUGCGCGCUGCCUUACCUCGAAGAAGACAACGCAGAUAUUCGACGGGAAGCCGCUAUCACAUGCUGUCGUCUUUUCGUUCGGGAUCCCAUCUUUUAUUCGUCGAGCAGCCAUGCUACUCAAGUUAUCAGUGAUGUGUUGAACAAGCUUCUCACUGUGGCAAUUGCCGAUCCAGAUGCCUCUAUACGGAAAGUGGUAUUACUGUCACUUCACCAGGGAUUCGAUAAGCAUUUGGCUCAAGCGGAGAACGUCCGCUGUCUUUUCAUCGCCCUGAACGACGAAGUUUAUGAAAACCGUUCUGCCGCUGUUCGUCUCAUCGGCCGAAUGGCAAAGAAUAAUCCGGCUUAUGUGGUCCCUUCUCUGCGUAAAACAUUGAUUCAACUCUUGACUGAGUUGGAAUACGCGACGGCCAAGCGGAACCGGGAGGACUGUGCUGCUCUUCUGACCAUGCUCGUCAACGUCACCCACAAUUUCAUGAAGCCAUAUGCGUUACCCAUCCUGGCAACCUUAAUGUUGAAGGCCAACGACAGUAACCCGACCGUUGCCGCGAGUAUAACUAUGUGUCUGGGCGAGCUAGCCGUUGUUGCGGGCGAGGAAGCACUACCCUACGUGCCACAACUUAUGGAGGUCAUCAUUGCACAACUCGGUGACCCGUCUCUCAUCAAGCGUGAUGCUGCUCUACACACUUUGGGUCAAGUAUGCGCCAGCACGGGUUAUGUCAUUGAUCCUCUCCUCGAGCAUCCGGAACUAUUACAAUUGCUUAACCGGAUUCUGCGCAGUGAGACAACGAGCGGUAUGGUUCAGCGCGAAGUCCUCAAGGUAUUGGGAACUAUUGGUGCAUUAGAUCCAUACGCGCGACAGAACCGAUCGUCAGAAAAUUCAUCGGAGAUAGCCAUGACUGCGGUGAACUUGGUGACGCCUAGUCUGUCUCCAUCCUCGGACGAUUACUUCCAAACCGUUGUGAUGAACGCGCUGCUUGAAAUUCUCAAAGACCCUUCUCUCAACACCCACCAUCACACUGCCAUUGAAGCCAUCAUGUCGAUAUUCAAAACACAGGGCCUUAAAUGUGUUGCUUUCCUACCUAGAGUCAUUCCCGCAUUCGCCGCCGUAACCCGCAGCUCUCCGGCGCGUUUACAGGAGUUUCAUCUUCAGCAACUAGCAAUUCUCGUUGGCAUCGUCAAACAACAUGUUCGCAACCACACUGUAACCGUGUUUGGGCUGGUGAAAGAACUUUGGGACAUAGCUUCCCUUCAAUUACCACUUGUGUCGCUCAUCGAGGCACUCGGGAACGCGUUGGCGGCGGAUUUCAAGCCCCUGUUGCCCACAGUGAUUCCUCUCUUCAUGCGCGCGUUUGAGAAUGAGACAGCCCCGAAGCGCUCACAAACACUGAUCAAAAUUUUUGAUGCUCUUCAGACUUUUGGGUCGAUUUUAGAGGAAUACCUCUAUCUUGUGAUCCCUGUCGUUGUCAAAACUUACGAGCGAACGGAUGGUUCGACGAUAUUGAGAAGACAAGCAAUCCACACUAUCAAUAGGCUGACGAGACAUGUUAAUUUCUCUGAUCAUGCUUCCCGCAUCAUCCACCCGUUGAUUCGUGUUUUUAACACGGCAAACAACGAGCUACGCAUGGCCGUAAUGGAGACAUUAUGCUCCUUGGUUAUUCAACUCGGUUCGGAUUUCGCUAUCUUCGUUCCCAUGAUCAACCAAAGUCUUAUUCGGACGAAAAUGAACCACCCCCGCUACGAGUCUUUGAUCACGAAACUCCUCAAUGGCGAGCGACUGCAGGAAGAUAACAUUCUAGAGUCCAUCCUGAAAGAAAAUGUGCGACUCCCAGAAUUUUCUGCGCCAGCUGAAGCAAACAAACUUGUCAUUAACCAAACGCAUCUUCGCCAAGCUUGGGAUGUUUCUCGAGUGUUCUCGGCUUCCGAUUGGACAGAAUGGAUGCGUCGGGUGAGAUUAGAAUUCAUGAAAGAGUCUCCGUCGCACGCUCUACGCGCCUGUAUGAGCUUAGUUGAUGCCCACCCACCUCUAGCAAAGGAGCUUUUUAAUGCGGCCUUCUUGUCAUGUUGGACAGAGCUUUAUGAUCAAACCCAAGAUGAACUUAUUAAUGCCCUCGAAAUGGCUCUAGAGUCGCGAGCUGCGCCCACCGAAAUUAUUCACUCCAUCCUCGAUCUUGCGGAAUUCAUGGAACACCAGGACAAGCCCCUGCCUAUCGACAACGUAACUUUGGGCGACCAUGCCGUGCGCCAUGAGGCUUAUGCGAAGGCGCUACACUACAAAGAGCAGCAGUACCUCAAUGAGGAGUCUGCCCCUCUCCUAGAGUCUCUGAUAUCGAUCAACACCAGACUACUACUACACGACGCUGCGAGUGGACUUGUGGAUGUUGCCCACAACAAGUAUGACAUACAAGAGAACGAAGAGUGGUACGAGAAGCUGGGUCAAUGGCAAAAUGCUCUCGACUCAUACAACAAGAACGCAGGAGAUCACCCUUCGAUAGAGUCGGAAAUCGGCCGUAUGAAGUGUCUUCAUGCUCUCGGCGAAUGGGACGAGCUCUCUAGUCAUGUCAAUCGGUGUUGGGAUGUUGCGAGUGCUCAGCACAAAAUAGCGAUUGCUCCAAUGGCAGCAGCCGCUGCGUGGUCUCGCGCUGACUGGGAUGCGAUGGAUUCCUAUAUCAAUACCAUGAAAUCUGACUCGCCAGACCGUCAUUUCUUCAAAGCCAUCCUGUUCGUGCACCAGAAUAACUUCCCCCGAGCUUGGCAGCACAUCGCAAGGACACGAGAUCUUCUCCACCCCCAACUGACCGCAUUUGUUGGCGACGGAUAUGGAAGAUCCUAUAACAUCAUGGUCCGCGCGCAGCUUCUUUCCGAACUUGAAGAAAUAAUCCAGUACAAAAAAGCAGCUGAUUCACCCAGCCUUCAGAGCUCAAUGCGACGCAUGUGGAUGAAAAGGCACGCGAUGUUGAAGGGAUGCACGCCUGAUGUUGAUGUCUGGCAGCGUAUUUUACAAGUGCGGACGCUCGUCGUCAAUCCAGAGUCCGAACCUGACAUGUGGAUUAAAUUCGCUAACCUGUGCCGUUCCACAAAUCGCAUGGCCUUGGCAGAGAAAGCAAUAGAUUCACUUCACCCAUUCAAUACGACUGGACAUAAUAUCAAUGUCCCUCCAGCAGUUGUCUAUGCCCAACUAAAAGUUAUGUGGGCCAAUGGUGAUCGAGAGAAUACUAUUGGCUUCCUCCGAAAAUUUAUAGGCCAUCUCACUCAAGACCUCGAGCUGGAAAACAAGGGCAGCGAGACUGACCCCCGAGUUGCAACGGCAAAACAACCGCGAGUCACCGCUGUAUCCAGGCUGCUGGCGCGUUGUCAUUAUAAACAUGGAGAGUGGCAAGCGGAAUUACGACCAGGAUGGGUGUCUCAGCAACAAUACUACGAUGAUCUCUUGAACUCCUAUCGACAUGCCACACACUACGACGGCCAAUGGUACAAAGCCUGGCAUACAUGGGCUCUUGCCAACUUCGAUGUCAUAAGCCACCGUCAAGACCGUCAAGAUCGCACUAAUGAACUACCAUCAAAGGAUCUCGCUGCCCAUGCCGUUCAAGCAAUCACUGGUUUCUUCCGGUCGAUUUCGCUUCGGAAUUCGCAGGCACUGCAAGACACACUUCGAUUGCUGACUCUGUGGUUUGAAUUUGGUGCACACCAGGAUGUCAGUUUGGCGGUGAACAAAGGUUUUUCGGAAGUUGGGAUUGACACUUGGCUGGAAGUCAUCCCACAGGCGAGUUGUGCUUACCAUAUCCUCAUUCUGCUUACCACACCCCAGAUCAUCGCCAGAAUUCAGACUCCCCAUACCAAUGUGCGACAAGACAUACACCGAAUCUUACUUGCUGUUGGGAGCAACCACCCCCAAGCACUGGUCUAUCCCCUUGUUGUGGCGUCGCAGUCGUCAAGCAAAUCGCGCCAAAACGCAGCAAACGAUAUUUUGAAUGCCAUGAGGCAACAUAGCGCUGCUAUUGUCGACCAAGCGGAAUAUGUCAGCUCCGAGUUGAUCCGAGUUGCGAUAUUGUGGCACGAACGUUGGCACGAAGGACUUGAGGAAGCAUCCAGACUAUACUUCACUGAGAAGAAUGCAGAUGGGAUGAUCGCGGUUCUACAGCCUUUGCAUGACCUCCUGGAGAAAGGUCCAGAAACUGCUCGCGAAACUUCGUUUACUCAAGUUUUCGGGCGGGAGUUGCGAGAGGCCCGGGAGGCAUGUCGUCGAUACCGCACGUACGGCGAUUCAUCCGAACUGGAUAAAGCCUGGGAUAUAUAUUAUGCGGUGUUCAAAAAAGUUGAGAAACAACUACCACAACUCUCGACAUUGGACUUGCAAUAUGUAUCGCCUUGGCUGCUAGAAGCCCGCGAUUUGGAGCUAGCUGUUCCUGGAACUUAUCGCAGUGGUCACCCAGUCAUCUCUAUUCAACGCUUCAGUCCAAAAUUGACUGUCAUUGCAUCUAAACAGCGGCCCCGACGGUUGUGCUUAACUGGUAGUGAUGGGCGGGAUUAUCAAUACGUUCUCAAAGGCCAUGAAGAUCUUCGCCAAGAUGAGCGGGUCAUGCAACUAUUUAGUCUCGUCAAUACGUUACUAUCGGUUGACACGAAGAGUUUCCAGCGAAGGCUACACAUUCAACGAUAUCCUGUUAUUCCCUUGGCCCCGAAUGCUGGACUCUUGGGCUGGGUUCAAGACAAUGACACGCUCCACGUGCUUGUUCGGGACUACCGGGAAUCCCGCAAGGUUGUCCUCAACAUUGAAUACCGCAUGAUGAUCCAGAUGGCUCCUGACUACGAGAACUUGCCAUUACUGCAGAAAAUCGAGGUCUUCGAGUAUGCUAUGGAAAACACAACUGGUCAAGACCUUUAUCGAAUUUUGUGGCUCAAGAGUAACAACUCGGAGCAUUGGCUCGACCGGCGCGCAACCUUUACUAGGUCUCUUGCAGUCAGCAGUAUGACUGGGCAUAUCCUCGGUCUCGGUGAUCGUCAUCCGUCAAAUCUCUUGAUCGAGCGGAAAACUGGCAAAGUUAUUCAGAUAGAUUUCGGUGACUGUUUCGAAAUUGCCAUGCAUCGGGAGAAAUUCCCGGAAAAAAUUCCGUUCCGGUUGACAAGAAUGUUGACACAUGCUAUGGAGGUCAGUGGCAUCGAAGGCAGCUUCAGAAUCUCCAGCGAAAUUACGAUGGCAGUUCUUCGUGACAACAAAGAGUCUCUGAUGGCUGUGUUGGAGGCUUUCAUUUACGACCCAUUGGUUAAUUGGAGAUUAACACAACCUAGUCCGGAUAUGCGGCGAACGGGAUCGGAAUCAAGAAGAGUUAGCGAGCUCGCUCGUGUUGCUGUCCACCCACAAGGGCCGACACGGAAGUUGAAAGCCGAUGAAAAUCUUAUCUUUAGCGACGCAGCAGGCAACCCUAUUGCUCGGGAGGUCACUAACAGCAAAGCCCUGUCAGUCUACCAUCGAGUGCAAAACAAGCUCACUGGGCGGGAUUUUGACCCACACACAAUCUUGACUGUGAAGCAACAGGUGGACAGACUGAUUCAACAAGCCACAGCCAUGGAGAAUUUGUGUCAAUGUUUCUCGGGUUGGUGCGCGUUCUGGUGA
Mycena indigotica is the source of this 7167-nucleotide messenger RNA. Its product is annotated as Serine/threonine-protein kinase TOR. Lineage: Eukaryota; Fungi; Basidiomycota; Agaricomycetes; Agaricales; Mycenaceae. The transcript has 30 exons. The coding region runs from base 40 to 7167 and encodes 2375 amino acids. Gene Ontology annotation, biological process: TOR signaling; protein phosphorylation; negative regulation of macroautophagy. Gene Ontology annotation, cellular component: nucleus; TORC1 complex; TORC2 complex. Gene Ontology annotation, molecular function: protein-containing complex binding; protein serine/threonine kinase activity; protein binding. The record is from RefSeq and is a predicted model, not a curated record.